GGCAAUAAGGUGAUGCAUAUUGUUUCCGUUUAGUUAUAAUAUAGUUUAUCAAAGAUACUACAAUUGUAUGUAUACAGUUGCAUUUACAACAGAAGAAAAUUAUUUGGAAGAUUGAAACAGAUAAUUAAUUACAAGUCUACUUACCCCUUGCACCGUUCCCGUUGGCUUUAUUCUUGGAUUAGCAUAAACUUCUAUCUUGUAUGAGCAGCUUGGAUGAAUAUACAUCUCUGAUUUUCAAAUGGCCUCGGCUGCGAUGUCCCCGACUGAGGAUGACGAGUUAACACUUCCUCGUGCAUCCAUUAAUAAAAUGAUCAAAGAAAUCUUACCGCACGUACGCGUUGCUAACGAGUCACGGGAAUUAAUUUUAAAUUGUUGUACAGAAUUUAUACAUUUGUUGUCUUCUGAAGCUAAUGAAAUAUGUAAUCAACAACAAAAAAAGACAAUAAAUGCAGAACACAUUUUAUUAGCACUUGACAAACUUGGUUUUGGCGAUUACAGUGCAGAAGCAGAAGCUGUUUUAAGAGAUUGUAAAGCAGUAGCAGCUAAAAGAAGACGUCAAAGUACAAGACUGGAGAAUUUAGGAAUUCCAGAAGAAGAAUUGUUAAGACAACAACAAGAACUUUUUGCAAAAGCAAGAGAAGAACAAGCUGUUGCUGAACAACAACAAUGGCAACAAUUACAAGCAGUUGCACAAAUGACAUCAAUGCAACAAACUGAUAGCGAACAAGAAGACUAUUCAUAAGA
Polistes dominula (European paper wasp) is the source of this 744-nucleotide messenger RNA. It is a transcript of the gene NC2beta, whose product is annotated as negative cofactor 2beta. Gene Ontology annotation, biological process: RNA polymerase II preinitiation complex assembly; negative regulation of transcription by RNA polymerase II. The record is from RefSeq and is a predicted model, not a curated record. Gene Ontology annotation, cellular component: negative cofactor 2 complex. Gene Ontology annotation, molecular function: RNA polymerase II general transcription initiation factor activity; TBP-class protein binding; protein heterodimerization activity. Lineage: Eukaryota; Metazoa; Arthropoda; Insecta; Hymenoptera; Vespidae.